Molecule: messenger RNA, 3181 nt
Organism: Prosopis cineraria
Lineage: Eukaryota; Viridiplantae; Streptophyta; Magnoliopsida; Fabales; Fabaceae
Product: putative disease resistance protein At1g63350
Exons: 2
Coding region: 371-3181 (936 amino acids)
Molecular function (GO): ADP binding
Source: RefSeq, a predicted model, not a curated record
AGUGUGCCAGAGCUUCAUCCGUCACUGCUUGUCAGAUCAUCAACGUCCUUCUCCUUCCUCUGUGCGAGUGAUGAUGUGAAUGUUCAGGUCUCUCUUCCCUUUCAUUUUCCUUACCGUUUGUCGCUGCUGAAGACCAUGGAAGCUCUGUCGAAGCUCUUCCUCUGUUAGCAUUUAAGACGCUUCUUCCUUCUCGCCGUCCGCUGCCGGUGACUGGAGAAAAACACUGAAACCCCUUCCUUUGACAGUGCUGCGCCGCGCGUUUUCAUUGGGCUUCUUCCUCCCCUGUUUUUCUUUGUUGUGAACUCCUCUCCUCUCCUUCCUCUGUUCGAGCUGCUGUGACAGGUUGAGCUCCAGGUUGCUAUUAAUAUUAAUGGCAGAGGUUGGAGUGUCAGUAGCAUCAAAACUUGCUGAAUAUUUGGUGCAUCCAACUUCACAACAGUUGCAAUAUUUGUUUUGUGUCGGCAAAAUCACCAAAAAUGUUGAGAUUAGAAAGGAGGAGCUCAUACUCAAGCAAGGGAGGGUCCAAGAACUUGUUCAAGAGGCCAUCAAUAGGACCGAGAGGAUUGAUGAUGAGGUUAACAAGUGGAAGAAUGACAUGAAAAGUCUCAUAACAGAGCUGGAGAAUUUGGAGGAAGAAGUAAAGGCCAACAAUAGCUUCCUUCGAAGGUGGUGUCCCACUUGGAGGAGAUAUUGUCUCUACAAAAAGUUGGCUAAGACAACCCGGAGGAUGAUAGAGCUAAAUACAAAGAGUGAUCAUUUUGAUUCAUUUUCUCAUCCUAUUACUAUUCCAGAUAUAGAAUAUCACUCUUCUCAAAACUUUAAGUUCUUCAACUCUACACAAAGGGCUUUUGAUCAAUUGUGGGAGGCACUGAAAGAUGAUGGCAACUCCAUAAUUGGGCUAUGGGGCAUGGGAGGUUCAGGGAAAACUACCUUGGUGACAGAAGUAGGAAAGAAAGCCAAAGAAUCAAAGCUCUUUGAUCGAGUUGUUAAAACUACAAUUUCUCAAAACCUUGAUAUAAGAAAAGUUCAAGGUGAAAUUGUUGACAUGUUAGGACUUAAAUUAGAGGAAGAAUCUGAAAUUGGAAGGGCAAGAAGAAUAGCACUAAGAUUACAAAAUGAAGAACGGAUUUUGAUAAUAUUGGAUGAUGUAUGGGCUAAGUUGAAUCUCGAGGACAUAGGGAUUCCCUUUGGGGGAAAUCAUCAAAGAAGAUGCAAAAUUGUCCUAACCACACGCUGCCUAGAUGUAUGCACUUUGAUGGAUUGCCAAAAGCAUAUCCAUCUUCAUUUGUUAAAUGAAAAUGAAGCUUGGACUUUGUUUCAAACUCAUGCUAAUGCUAAUGAUGCUACUAAAGAGGUUGUGGCCCGAGAAAUUGUUAAGGAAUGUAAGGGACUAGCCAUUGCAAUUGUAGCUUUGGGAACUUGCUUGAAAGGAAAAGGAGUUGAUGAGAUGAAAGUAGUAUUGUACAAAUUGAGGAAUGCCAAACCAAACAAUGUGGAUAAAGGAGUGAGGGAUGCUUUUGCUUGUCUUGAAUUAAGCUAUGCUUAUUUGGGAACAACGGAAGCUAAGCUAUUGUUGUUAAUGUGUGCUAUGUUUCCUGAAGAUCAUAAAAUUGUCAUUGAAGAUCUUUUCAGAUAUGGAGUGGGGUUAGGCCUAUGUAGAGAUGUAGACUCAUUUGAAAUAGCAAGGAGCCAUGUUAGAGCAGCUAUAAAUAAUCUUAUUGAGUCCUCAUUGUUGAUGCAUUUGUCAAAGAUCAAUGUGAUCAAAAAAGAUUACGUGACAAUGCAUGACAUGGUUCGCGAUGUAGUUUUGUGGAUUGCAUCUAAAGAGGAUCAUACCAUUAUGGUAAAUUGCAAAAAAGAAUUGAAUGAAUUGGUUGAUGAUGAAGGAGUAAAAGAUUGCUAUGCAAUAGCUUCAAGGUAUAACAUCAAUGAAUUACCUCAAUUUGCUUCUCGAUUGGAUGCUCCUAAGCUCAAGAUUCUUUUGUUAGAUUCAACAAAAGCCUUCAAUUUACCGUGUCAAAGAAUAAAAGGCUCUAAUUUAUUAGAUGCAUCAUUUGAAGGUAUAAAAGGACUCAAGGUUUUAGCUAUAAUUAAUAAAUAUGGAUUUAUCUCUUUGAUGGAAAAGCCUCGAUCAAUGCAAAAAUUGUCUAAUCUUCAAACUUUAAGGUUGCAGAACUGGGAUUUAGGAGACAUCUCUUUUGUGGUAAGCCUUAGAAGACUUGAAAUUCUUGACUUGCGGGGUAGUAAAUUUGAAAAAGUGCCAAAUGGAAUUGAAAAAUUAAACAAGCUGAAGUUGUUAGAUUUGUCAAGAUGUACAAUAUAUGAGUGUUGUUAUGAAGCAAUUGAGAAGUGUUCACAACUUGAAGAGUUGUAUGUUUAUCCACACUUUCACCAUCCAAGAAACACAAAUUGCUAUGAAUACCUUCUACGUACAUCUGCUAUGAAAAAAUUGAGAAGGUACGAGCUACAAAUAGGGGAUUGUGGUGAAGACAUUGAAUUUUGGAAUGAAGGCACAAGAUCUUUAUGCUUGGUUCAGUUAAAUAUCUCUAUGGCAGGUGCAAUAAUCAAAGAUCUUACACAAAGAGCUACUGCAAUUCAAUUUUAUGAGCUUCAAGGAGGCUGCAAAAGUUUCAUUCCUAAUAUGAUUCAAGCUAUGAGAGGCAUGAAUGAGUUAACUAAACUCUAUCUUCAACAUUGUUCAGAGAUAGAAUGCUUUAUGGAUGAAACUAUUGUUCAUGAAGAUGUGAUUGUCCCAAGAUUGAAUGAGUUGGAGCUUAUAGAUAUGGAUAAUCUAAAGCAAAUAUGUCCUGGCCCUUCUCCUCUUAGCUUGUUCCAAAAGCUAGAAAGACUAAGUAUAUCUGAUUGCCCUCAAUUGCUCCACAUGUUCCCUGAUGACUGCAGCUUAGGCAAUCUUAAAUUUCUCGAAAUUUCUGGAUGUCCUUUGUUGACAUCACUCUUCCCUGUCUCUAUUGUUUGCACUCUUUUGAAAUUGCAGAGGCUAUUCAUAAGUGAUGCUCCUCAUAUGAAAUUUGUAUUUGGUGAAAACAGUGAGGAACAACCUGAUCAUGAUCGAAUUGAGACUCAAAUAAUGCUUCCUCUUUUAGAAUAUAUCAAUCUAGAAAAUCUUCCAAAUCUUGCCGGAAUGGCUCUGAAAAGUAUCAUCCAAGGUGCCCAUCUAUAA